UCAGUAUCUGAGUAACACUAAUACUGCUUCCUAAUGUGGCUUGCUUGCAGAGGUAGAGAGCAUGAGGACACUGAAAAAUGUAGCUGUAAAAAGAGGAGGAUCUGUCACUAUUCCAUGUCUUUAUGAUGAGAAGUACAAAGCAAACAGUAAAUUCUGGUGCAAAGGGUACUAUUGGUCUAGCUGCAGUAUCGUAGCCUAUGCAAACUCAAGUGGAAAUCCAUCAGUCAUUGAUCAUCCAGAGCAGAAUUUGUUGACGGUGGAACUGAACUCUGUCUCUGAGUCUGGAACGGGUUGGUGUGCUGCAGAAAUUGGGGAUGAAUUGCAGCUGGAUGAUCGUGAUUAUUUGUACCUGACGGUUAGUCAAGUGCCUAUUUAUUCAGAUCUGUCAGUGAGGGAGAGCAGAGUGAGAGGUGAGGAAGGAGGCAGCGUCACAGUCCAGUGUCUCUACAGUGCUGCGUAUCAGAAUAAACAGAAGCAGUGGUGCAGAUUUAAAGAUGGACAAUGCAACACAGUGAGGACUGAAACAUCCCAGAAUUCCACAGUGUACAUCAGUGAUGAUGGGAGAAGAUCCUUCAGUGUGAAGAUAAGCAGACUGAAGAAGAGUGAUACUGGAUGGUACUGGUGCAGUGCAGGAGAUCUGCAGGUUCCUGUUCACAUCAGUGUCAGUGAUCCACCUCCAGUCACUACAUCAAAGACAACAGCACUGACUACAACAGUGGCUACAACAGUGACUACAACCGCUCAUCAAGACAAUGCGUACACGUAAGUAGGAAAGCUUCAUGUUAUUUAGGCAUGGUGUUUUCAUCUGCAGUUUUACA
Molecule: messenger RNA, 818 nt
Organism: Tachysurus fulvidraco (yellow catfish)
Lineage: Eukaryota; Metazoa; Chordata; Actinopteri; Siluriformes; Bagridae
Product: polymeric immunoglobulin receptor-like
Exons: 3
Coding region: 62-766 (234 amino acids)
Source: RefSeq, a predicted model, not a curated record